AUGAAUCCACCAAAUAGUAACCUCCGUGCCUUCAAUCUAGCCGUGCAAACCUUACUCAGAAACCCCGCUCAAUUUCUCCCUCAUCUCACCAUCCCGACAUUUACUCACAUCCCGGAACAACUAGGGCCGAGUCUCUACAGCAGCAAUCAACAAGGUGGAAAGAAUAACGAUUCAACAUCUAACUCAACCUCCCCGAUAAUCCGUGCCCUCGUCCUCGACAAAGAUAACACCCUCUGCGCGCCCAAAACCACCAUCUUCCCGCCGCAGAUCCUGGAGAAACUGCACGCGCUGCGCACGUCGCAAACCUCGCUGUUCAAUCGGGAGCAGUAUCCGGAUUCUAUACUGAUCGUGUCGAACCGGGCAGGUUCGCAUGUGCGCUAUGAUACUGAGGUGGAGGAGCUAGAGAAACAACUGUCGGGGUUGCGGAUUCCGGUGUUUCGGUUGCCCGACGGCAGUGAGAAGAAACCGUUUUGUGGCGCGGAAGUGUUGCAAUGGUUCCGUGAGAGAGGGGUGGUGACGCGUGCGGAUGAGAUUGCGGUCGUGGGCGACAGACUGGGUACGGAUGUGCUGAUGGCGGCGAGGAUGGGGUCGUGGAGCGUUUGGUGUCGGGAUGGGAUCGCUGAAGGGGUUGAUCCGAGGAAAGGAAGACCGGAUAUGAAUGUCCUCGAGAAGAUGGAGGUGUGGGUGGAACAAUAUCUACGGGAAUCGAAGGGACUUAAAGCUCCAGCACCACCGGGCUGGAGGCAUUGA
Messenger RNA from Aspergillus tanneri, 750 nucleotides. RefSeq names its product phosphatidylglycerophosphatase. NCBI's taxonomy places the organism in Eukaryota, Fungi, Ascomycota, Eurotiomycetes, Eurotiales, Aspergillaceae. Gene Ontology annotation, molecular function: phosphatidylglycerophosphatase activity. Bases 1 to 750 code for a protein of 249 amino acids. The record is from RefSeq and is a predicted model, not a curated record. The transcript has a single exon.